This is a messenger RNA of Amphimedon queenslandica, 1971 nucleotides long. RefSeq lists its product as uncharacterized. Lineage: Eukaryota; Metazoa; Porifera; Demospongiae; Haplosclerida; Niphatidae. Bases 95 to 1900 code for a protein of 601 amino acids. The transcript has 17 exons. The record is from RefSeq and is a predicted model, not a curated record. Gene Ontology annotation, cellular component: membrane.
AGAUAAUUUGCCGUAUACUCCAGUAGUAUAUUUUCAACCAGUGCUAUUCUAUAGUGCACUAGGUCAUGUAGGAUGCAAAGGAACUAUUGGAAACAUGCAACCCAACAAUAUUACAUUGUUGCAAUUAACAGAACUACAUAAACCUCUUGAAUUAGUGGAAGCCACAAAUGCAAGUUCAAAAGAUACUACCAGUACUAUGAUAACUGAUACAGGAAAUGUUUUGUCCUUGCAGCCAGUAUUUGUAGAUGAGAGACAUGAUGAUGCUAAUAAAUUUGAUGGUCGUUUUACUUUUACUUCAGCUGAUAAAGAUUUACAACUGUAUUUCAAUAGUGUUUAUCAAAGAGAACAAUCAGGUGAUGCAGCAUUACAAAAUGUUGAAGAUCCUAAAGAUGAAGUAGUGACUAUCUUUCAAAAUAAGUUGUUAUCCCAGGAUGCUGAUGGUAGUUAUGAUAAUAGUGAUGAUAGAGAUGCUCUUGCAAUAGCACCAAAUAAGGACAUUUCUGAUUCACAGGAAAACAGUGCUAAUGACAACUUAUCGGUUAGUGACAGGGUGACUCCUACUCCUACUUUAAGUGAUCAUGAUAGCUCAGAUGGUGAUGUUAUUCCUUUAUCAAAACUUAAUAAAGAAGAACUAGCAGACAACAAUCCACUUCUGCUUGAAGUCAACAGAUUAUGUCGUAACAUUAAUAUUGGGGACAUUACUCAUGAAAGUGUUAUUUUAAGUUUUAAUGAAUACUUUGUUGAGUUCAAUAGACAAUUUAAGCAGCUUGUAUGCUCCCAGAACCCAGUGCAGUCAGUGAUAUGUUUAGUUGUACAGACAGCUUAUAAAUUGUGUGUGGAUUACAUACUAGAAGGACCAGUAAUGAAAACAUUCAACGAUUCUCCUCAUAGCACUAUUAAUCAAUUGCCAAAAGCAGUUGAAGAUAUUCUAUUAAGCAGAAAUAAACUUGAAGCUAUAUUCAAACCUUGCUUAAUUAAUAAUGAUGAUCACUGGGAACUAUUAAAGACCAGUUAUAGUUACCUGUUGUGUAUAUCAAAAGCAAGAUCACUCCGCCCCUUCAUUGAAAUUCAGAAUCAGACAUUAGCUAUUGUUUCUGAUCAGAUAGAAGAACCAAUACAAAAGCUAAUAGAACAAGCUGUUCAUGUCACAUGGGAUAUGGUUACAUUAGUGCCACCUGCUAUUCUUGCUCAACCACCAGACAUUAAUGAAGAAUGGCAUGAGAUACGAACCACUUACUGGAAUGACAGCACUCAUAAUCCUUUGAUCUAUUUUAAACCAGUAUUAUUUUACAGUGCAUUAGGACAAGUAGCAUGUAAAGGAGAAGUAGGUAAUGUUUUACGAAGUAAUGCAGUUGUGUUGCAUCAUCAAGAACCUGAGACAAGAAGUCAGCAAAGUAGCGAAAACAUAUCACAUGAGGCAUAUCCUGUACCAGAUUUGAGCAUUAUGCUUAAUGAAGCUGAUGAUGAAAUAUCUAAUCAGGUCGAAAAAAAUGAGUUACAGCUAAAAGUCUUCCAUAGUGUAUCAAUUAAGACAAGUCCUCCAGCAAAGAUUUCAUAUGCUCCGGAAUAUGAAGUUGCUUGGAGAUCUUGUUCAAACUGUGGGGCAAAUGCCAUGAUCAGUGAUAGAUCAACUUGUGAACAUUGUAAUAAUUCUGCACCAGACUAUUUGGCAUGGUCAAUAUUAACACUCUUGUGCUGCUUCUGGCCUUUUAGUAUUCUUGCCUUAGUUUACUCCAUGGAGACAAGGCAUCAUAACGCUAGCAGCAAUUAUAAAAGAGCUUCUAAAUCAUCAAAAAUGGCAAUGAUAUAUAAUUAUUUUUCUUUUUUCACUGGAAUUUUAUUGAUAAUAAUCCUUACAAUGUCUGUGGCAGCCUUUCUAGUAUAUUGUGCUUUGUAUUAAUGGAUUAUAAUAAUAAUUUCAUUAUAGUUUUUGUAUUUUUAUAAUAGUAGCAUAAUUAACUAGCAUAGUAA